CAACCAGAACCUCGGGGCGGAGCGUGGUCGUCCGCGCCGCCGAGGCCCUCGCCCUACCCUUCUGCCUAGCGAUUGGUGAAUUGGCAACUCUAGGGGCGGAGAUGGGGGGGGGGCUUCCCUCUCCUCCAAUGGAAAUGAGCAGGGGCGGGUCCAGUGGCGGAAGGAGCAUGGCGUGGAGACAUCUAAAAAAACAGGCCCGGGAUGCUUUGGUCAUCCUGGGGGGUGGAGGACUUCUGUUUGCUUCCUACCUGACAGCUACGGGGGAUGAGCGUUUCUAUGCUGAAUACCUGAUGCCAGCUCUGCAGAGGCUGCUGGACCCAGAGUCAGCCCACAGACUGGCCAUUCACUUUACCUCCCUGGGACUCCUUCCUCGAGCCUCAUUUCAGGACUCUGACAUGCUGGAGGUGAGAGUUCUGGGCCAUAAAUUCCGAAAUCCAGUAGGAAUUGCUGCAGGAUUUGACAAGCAUGGGGAAGCUGUGGAUGGACUUUAUAAAAUGGGCUUUGGGUUUGUUGAGAUUGGAAGUGUGACUCCAAAACCUCAGGAAGGAAACCCCAGACCCAGAGUCUUCCGCCUCCCUGAGGAUGAAGCCAUCAUUAACAGGUACGGAUUUAACAGUCAUGGGCACUCCGCGGUAGAACAUAGGUUACGAGCCAGACGGCAGAAGCAGGCCAGGCUCACAGAAGAUGGACUGCCACUGGGAAUAAACUUGGGGAAGAAUAAGACGUCAGAGGAUGCUGCUUCAGACUACGCAGAGGGCGUCCGAGUGCUGGGCCCCUUGGCAGACUACCUGGUAGUGAACGUGUCCAGCCCCAACACGGCUGGGCUGCGGGGCCUUCAGGGAAAGGCCGAGCUGCGCCACCUGCUGACCAAGGUGCUGCAGGAGAGGGAUGCCUUGCAGGCAGUGCGUAGGCCGGCGGUGCUAGUGAAGAUCGCCCCUGACCUCACUGCCCAGGACGAGGAGGACAUUGCCAGUGUGGUGAGAGAGUUGGGAGUGGAUGGAUUGAUCGUCACGAACACCACAGUGAGCCGCCCUGCUGGCCUCCAGGGUGCCCUGCGCUCUGAAACAGGAGGGCUGAGUGGGAAGCCCCUCCGGGAUUUAUCAACUCAAACCAUUCGGGAGAUGUAUGCGCUCACCCAAGGCAGAAUUCCCAUAAUUGGGGUCGGCGGUGUCAGCAGCGGGCAGGACGUGCUGGAGAAGAUACGGGCAGGGGCCUCCCUGGUGCAGCUGUACACGGCCCUCACCUACAAGGGGCCGCCCUUGGUCUGCAGAGUCAAGCGGGAACUGGAGGCCCUUCUGAAAGAGCAGGGUUUUGGCAAAGUCACAGAUGCUAUUGGAGCAGAUCAUCAGAGGUGAGGACAUUGUCUACCAGGAAGCCUGAUCUGGAACCUUUCUGAAAAUGCAAGCGAGCCUUCUUGGCUGGAUGGUGACAGGAGAGACUGCCUCAAGCCAUGUCCCCCAAUCCACAGCCUGGCCUCCCUGUAAAAGGCAAUCCUGGGGUCAUUAGCCUUCACAGCAGGCUUUCUUCAGUCCCUGGAUCAGAUCGUAAACUGCAUCUGUGAUGCUUUCCAGAUUCAAAUCCUAGGAUCCUUCAAUAUUGCAAAGACAUUGGAUAUUUGGAGAAAAAGGUCAUGGAAAAAAUAAAGCCAUUUGGAACCU
This is a messenger RNA of Nycticebus coucang (slow loris), 1658 nucleotides long. RefSeq names its product dihydroorotate dehydrogenase (quinone) (gene DHODH). The transcript is spliced from 9 exons. Gene Ontology annotation, cellular component: mitochondrial inner membrane; cytoplasm. Lineage: Eukaryota; Metazoa; Chordata; Mammalia; Primates; Lorisidae. The coding region runs from base 102 to 1355 and encodes 417 amino acids. Gene Ontology annotation, biological process: pyrimidine ribonucleotide biosynthetic process; 'de novo' pyrimidine nucleobase biosynthetic process. Gene Ontology annotation, molecular function: dihydroorotate dehydrogenase activity. The record is from RefSeq and is a predicted model, not a curated record.